CCCGCUUCCUUUAACACCGCAUCUAGCCACCGUCUGUUCUAUUCACGCCUGCUUUGAGAGAGAUCAUGGCAGUGCUUUGCACCUGACCGCCCUCCUCAGAACCCGCAGGCCGCACACUCUCCAUCGGCCAGCCAUGUCAACCACGCGCCUCACGUUCCUCUAUCCCGCCCUGUUCCGCGGGACUGGCACCCGCGCCCGGGACAUCGCCCCUCAGGCCGUGCGGAGGACGCAGAGAUGCCGCAAGUCCACCAGCUCGGGACCGCGCACCGCCUCACCCUUCUCGACAUCGUCCGCAACUCCCAAGACUGCUUUUCCUAGGCAUGGUUCUGCCGUAGAGCCUGUCGACACCACUUCCUCGAGUGGUGGGGAAGCCCGGCCGGUCCCGGAAUCAACAAGGCAGGCCAAGCGCGAGCCAACUACUCCAGCGAAUCCCAACGAGAAGCAGACACCUGCAAAGGAGGAGCAACAAACAGCAUCAGCCAAGCAGCAGUCGACCAAGCCAGCCGCCGAGGCAUCUCCAGACACAGAGUCGGUCACUCUGGCGGCUGCUGCUGCGGCAGGUGCAGCCGCUGGCAAGACCCCUCAGCAAGCAGCCGCUGAUGCAAAGAUGAAGCAGGGCGGUCCCAUGGAUGCAGUCCUCCACAUGCCACCGCCUGAGUCCACGCCACACCCGCACAUUGCGCCUUCGCCUUACGUGCAUCACUUUGACACGUAUACCCUCGUCAAGCAGCUGGAGACGGGCGGGUAUAGCAAAGAGCAGGCGACUACUGCGAUGAAGGCGAUUCGGCGCUUGUUGGCACAUCACUUGGAGGUCGCGCAGGAAGGACUCGUCAGUAAGAGCGAUGUCGACAAUGAGACAUAUCUCUUCAAUGCGGCCUGCUCAGAAUUGAGCACCGAAGUCACGAACAACCGUAGGACGGCUGACGAGACUAUACGACAGCAACGCACACACCUGCAGCACGAGGUUGACAUCCUAAGCCAGCGCAUGACGCAGGACAUUUUGACACUCAAGGACGAUGUCAGGGCUGCAUUCCACGACCGCAAGAUGACCGUCAGAGAAGAGCAGCGAUCUAUGGAAAGCCUUAUUCAAAGCAUCAACAUGAAGAUCACUGUCCGCCUCACUGGAGACGCCAAGUCGGACAUCGAAGGGCUUCGGUGGAUUCUCAGUCGUCGCUCUGUCGUCGGCAUUCUAUUCAUGGCCAUCAUGACCCUGGCGACCUUGCGGUACGGGUCUUAUGUCAACCAUGAGAAGCAGAGAGCCAUCGAUGAGCGCAAGCGGCGGGAAGAGGAGCUCAAGCGAAAUGGUGGCAGGCAAGAUCACGCCCCUCCUGUGGAUGCGGCGCAGAUUCUCGCUGCCAAUUGAGCAACAUCCGGCAUGACUGAUAUUGCCCAGACUAGACGAGAUACCCUUAGAAAAUAGAGAGACAAAAUAUCCUCACAGAAAAGAGGGCAAUUUUUU
Microdochium trichocladiopsis is the source of this 1459-nucleotide messenger RNA. RefSeq lists its product as uncharacterized. The record is from RefSeq and is a predicted model, not a curated record. The transcript is spliced from 3 exons. The coding region runs from base 134 to 1363 and encodes 409 amino acids. Gene Ontology annotation, cellular component: mitochondrion. NCBI's taxonomy places the organism in Eukaryota, Fungi, Ascomycota, Sordariomycetes, Xylariales, Microdochiaceae.